Molecule: messenger RNA, 1540 nt
Organism: Biomphalaria glabrata
Lineage: Eukaryota; Metazoa; Mollusca; Gastropoda; Planorbidae
Product: growth arrest and DNA damage-inducible protein GADD45 beta-like
Exons: 4
Coding region: 193-735 (180 amino acids)
Biological process (GO): regulation of cell cycle
Cellular component (GO): nucleus; cytoplasm
Source: RefSeq, a predicted model, not a curated record
AGCUUCGGCAAAGUUCACUGCCGUCGUAUAUUUCUCACGUCAGCGAAGAUCAGGUUGUACAAAGAGUCGAGCAGUCGGAGAGUGCGUUUGGUUGUUAGCGAAAACUUUGUGAUUCUUGGGAUUUGUGUCUGCGUGUGUCGUUGCUGUUAGUAACUGUUUUUUUUUCCCUCUAUUUCUGCUGAGAGUAACAAAAUGUACACUGAAACCCAGCUCCACUGUGCACUUCUAAUGACUUCUGAAAUUUCUCUAAGUAAACUUAGUGAGCAUUUAGGAGAACAAAGUCACCCAGUUGGAGAAAAAACUCAAAAAACUUGGCUGACCAUUAGUGAAGCUUUGGCUAUUUCAUUGAAACAAGCCAUGGGUCAACGCAGGAUUACAAUGGGUAUCCUUGAGUGUGCCAAGCUUCUUAGCCACUCACCUGGCCGAGUCAUGUUAUGUGUUCUUCCUGAACUGUCAAGUGAUAAUCUUGCAAUGCACAUUCAUCAUACACUGAUCACAUCAUUCUGUUGGGAGCAUGAGAUCAGAUUGUUGAAGGUUAAAAAUGAACAUUGCCUGCUCGACUUAGUCAGAGGUAGCCCUGACUUUACAGAAUCUACGCUCAAGUCUGUGUCCUGCAUGCUGAUUGAAAAACCUCUAGAUGGAAACAGUGAGGCCGACACCUUUGUGUCUGGGUAUCACGACACUGUCAUGUAUAGUGACAUUUACCCAAAGCCUGUUAUACAACUUCCCGAGUGAAGCAUUGCAUGCUGACCUAGACAUUGCCUUCAAUUUAGUUCAUCAUCCCCCUGAUGAAUUUCAAAAUUGAUAAGCUUCUACUGAAAGCUGACUUGGAAAACAAGGUUUUCUCCCUUGCCUCUCCCAGAGAUGUGAAGUAGGGGAGAUACUACUACUUAGUUCCUGGUGCAGUCAAAGCACUGAAACUGUUGCUACUGCACACAUCAAGUUGGAUACCAAAUGUUGCAUAAGCUUACAUAGCAAAGCACAACCUGCAAAACCUAUUUGCGUUCAAAGCUAUAGUUUGGAUACUACUAUUUUAUGAACUGGACAAGGAGCCUAACCAAGAUGAUAAGAUCAAACUUGAUAGCAUUGGAAAUGUGCUACAUGUAAAACAAAAUCCAUUUAUUACAGUCUACGUUCUCUGUAACUUUUUAAAAACUUAAUUGUUUAACAAUUAAAUUUAUAUAUUAGAAUAUUUAUUUACAUUACAUCUCAGGAAAUUACAGAGUUGUUUAUUUCUUAUCAGGUAGGAUGAUGAUUAUACAUGAAUGUAAUAUAGUAUUUAGAUUAUUUAUGUUUUAGAUAUUUCAUCUUUUUAGUUUACUGUCAUUUAUAAAUAAUUCUAUUCAAAAAAAGUUUGGUUAGGUGUAAAUUAAACAUCACUUUCUAUUUUGAUCCAUAAUAGAAAUGCAUUUACAUUAUUACAUAUUUCAAGACAUUUUUAUUUAUCAUCAUAUCACAUUCAUUUUUUUUUGUAUUUUAUGUUUAUUCUUCAUUUUUGUACCUUACUGUAAACAUACUUGCAUUCUAUUAUUAAAUUAAA